This is a messenger RNA of Adineta ricciae, 2448 nucleotides long. The record is from the annotation of a GenBank genome assembly. NCBI's taxonomy places the organism in Eukaryota, Metazoa, Rotifera, Eurotatoria, Adinetida, Adinetidae.
AUGGUUGAUCCAAUUGAAGAACAACGUUUACGAACAAUUCAACGUGAAUAUUUAGAUUUUCUCGAUGACGGAGAAGAUGAAGGUGUCUAUCAAGAUAAAUUGAAAAUGUUGAUUGCCAACGAUGAAGCACGGCUGAUUGUGAAUAUAAAUGAUCUGCGACGAAAGAAUUCACGACGAACAAAAGCAUUGCAAGAUAAUGCUUUUGAAGAAUUGCUGUGCUUUCAACGAGCGCUUCGUGAAUUGAUUUCAGCAACGGAUGCAGUUUACGCGAAGCAAUUCGAAGAAUUUUACAUUGGACUUGAAGGAAGUUUCGGUGGUUUCCAUUUAUCACCACGUACAAUUAAUUCUUCGUAUAUUGGAAAAAUCGUCUGUGUUGAAGGCAUUGUGAAUAAAUGUUCAUUGAUUCGACCAAAGGUAACUCGAAGUGUUCAUUUUUGCCCAACGACGAAAAAAUUCAUGGAACGCCGUUAUGCUGAUAUGACAUCGAUGGAAGCUUUUCCGACUUCGUCUGUUUACCCGACAAAAGAUGAAGAUGGAAAUUUGUUGGAAACAGAAUAUGGCCUGUCAAGUUACAAAGAUCAUCAGACAUUCGUCAUUCAAGAAAUCCCGGAAAAAGCACCGACAGGUCAAUUACCACGUUCAAUCGAUGUUAUUGCUGAUGCUGAUCUCGUCGAUCAAUGCAAACCUGGUGAUCGCGUACAAGUUGUUGGAGUUUACCGAUGUUUACCCGGUAAGAAAGGUGGCUUUACCAAUGUUUCCUUUCGAACGGUAUUAAUUGCUAAUAAUAUUCGAUUAAUGAGCAAAGAAAUGGAACCAAAAGUAUCGAUUAACGAUUUGAAAAAGAUUCGUUCAUUUAGUCGUCAACGAAAUUUGGAUGUUUUUGAAACAUUGGCACGUUCGAUUGCUCCAUCUAUCUAUGGUCAUGAAUACAUUAAACGCGCUAUCCUAUGUAUGCUCUUAGGCGGUACAGAGAAAGUUCUUCCCAAUGGUACACGCCUUCGUGGUGAUAUUAAUAUUUUGUUAAUCGGUGAUCCAUCGGUCGCUAAAUCGCAAUUGCUUCGUUAUGUUUUGCAUACAGCUCCUCGAGCUAUUCCAACAACUGGUCGUGGUUCGUCCGGCGUUGGUUUGACCGCUGCAGUUACAUCCGACGCCGAAACAGGUGAUCGUCGUCUCGAAGCAGGUGCUAUGGUCUUAGCCGAUCGGGGCAUCGUUUGCAUUGACGAAUUCGAUAAAAUGUCGGACAUUGAUCGAACAGCUAUUCACGAAGUGAUGGAACAAGGUCGAGUUACCAUUGCCAAAGCCGGUAUUCAUGCACAAUUGAAUGCACGAUGUAGUGUUCUUGCUGCUGCUAAUCCUGUCUAUGGACGAUAUGAUCAAUACAAAACACCCAUGGAGAAUAUUGGUUUGCAAGAUUCGCUUUUAUCUCGUUUCGAUCUUAUUUUUGUUAUUCUUGAUAAUUGUGACAUGGAACAAGAUAAUAUUAUCGCUGACCAUGUUCUUCGCAUGCAUCGAUAUCGACCACCUAAUGAAGCUGAUGGCGAAGUUCUUCCAUUUGCAUCCGAGGUUGAUGCUCUCACAACUGAGCAAGCGAAUGAUGCAGAAAAAGAUGCCGAAGAUGAUAUUCAAGUCUACGAUAAAUACGAUGCUGUUCUCCAUGGUCCUUAUUAUUCGAAAAAAACGAAAUUCAUCAAUUUACGUUUUAUGAAGAAAUACAUUCACUUCGCUAAGGCACUCAAACCACAACUAACAAAAGAAGCAGCUGACAUUAUCGUUGAAGAAUAUACACGUUUAAGAAAUCAAGAUUUAUCCCAAACGGAUAACCAAGCACGAACGCAACCAAUAACGGCUCGAGCAUUGGAAAGUAUGAUACGUUUAGCAACGGCACAUGCCAAAUGUCGUAUGUCGAAAACGGUGGAUCCUGAAGAUAGUGAAGUGGCAAUUGAUCUGGUUCAAUUUGCAAUCUUUAAAAAGGUCUUAGAAAAGAAUAAACGCAAGAAAGAUGCAAAUAAAACGACAGCAAAUCACGAUGAUGAUGAAGAAGAAAUCGACGAUGACAAGGAAAAUGAUGAAGGUGAUAUGGAAACGGACACGGCGCCACCACCAUCGACACCAAAACGACGACGUCAAUCAUCAUCAACUGAUUCGGCUCCGGUUGAAAUAGGUAGUGCAUCAAAACGUGCACGUCGUGUAGCACGUAAAACAACUGGUACUGAUGAUAGUACGCCAGUUGUUUCUCAAAUUUCUAUUGGUCCCGAUCGAUUGAAUGUUUUCAAAACACAUUUAUCAACAUUCAUUGAUCGACAACCAUCUGUUACAACUCAGGAAAUCUUUGAUUACAUGAAAGAGCAUGAUUCAACAUUCAAUGAAGAUGAAAUUCGAAUGGCUUUAGCUAAAAUGCAAGAUGAGAAUCAAAUCAUGUUAGCCGGUGAAAUCGUUAUUCGUAUUUAG